CAAGAACUAGAAGAGCACAAGUCAGCAGAGAUUACAGGCACUAACAUUUGAGGGAAAAUGUCUAAUGAACUUGACUACAGACCAGUGAUGCUUCUACAGAAUGACAUCAGCCUUCAGAAGUAUUCAAGUCCAAAUGAUGAUGAUGCCUGGUCAAAAUACUUGGAGAAUCCUAUGACAGCUGCCACUAAAGCCAUGAUGAGGGCAAAUGGAGAUGAUGAUGGGGUUGCCGCACUAAGUUUACUCUACGACUACUACAGGGUCCCCAAGGAAAAGAGAAUUAUUACUCAGGGAUCCACAGGACGCUGUGACCAAGUAAAAAGGAGCUGUAGUGAAUAUGAAUCAGACAUUUCAGCCUAUGAAAGCACCCAGAUUAUGAGAUAUUUGAAUGACAAUAACUCCUCCACUCACGAGUAUUCAGAAACACAUAAAAAGAACAGCUAUUUAUCUCUGGACUGUCUCCUAAAUCCCAGUAAACUGACUCUAACUAGUGGAAAGUUGGAUACUAGUGGAAAGUUGGAUACCAAUGGUCAUGAUGAUUUCAUGGCAACAACAUGUGAUGUAUAUGAAAAAAAUUCAUUGAAUACACUGUUUGAUCCUAUCCAUGUACCAUCCCCACAACAAAGAUGGCAACCGGACAGCACCUUCAAGGAAGAUACACCAGAGCCACUCAUAUUCAAUGAUAUACUAAGAAGACAGGCAGAAUCAACCUGCUCAGAAGACUAUAUACCAGGAGAGGCAAAUAGAGACUUUGAAUACACCCUUGAAUCUCCCAAAGCAAUUCACAUCAAGUCUGGAGAGUCCCCGAUGGCUUACCUCAACAAAGGCCAAUUUUAUCCAGUCAACCUCCGUACUGCAGAAAUCAGAAAAUGUGUGCAUCUGACCUCUAACAAAGUAAAGAGUGUGGUAAUGGUAGUAUUUGACAAUGAGAAGAAUCCAGAAGAGCAGUUGAAAAGAUGGAAGCACUGGCAUUCUAGACAGCCAACUGCAAAGCAGAGAGUCAUUGAUGUUGCUGAUUACAAAGAAAACUGCAACACAGUUGAGAACAUUGAAGAAGUAGCCUACAAUGCUUUGUCAUUUGUUUGGAACGUCAAUGAUGAAGCUAAGAUAUUUAUUGGCCUUAACUGCCUAAGCACAGACUUCUCAUCUCAGAAGGGCGUUAAAGGUGUCCCUCUGAAUCUUCAAAUUGACACGUAUGACUUUGAGACAGGAGUCAAGAGGCUCAUUCAUCGUGCAGUCUGCCAGAUCAAAAUCUUCUGUGAUAAGGGUGCAGAGAGAAAGAUGAGGGAUGAAGAACGUAAACAGUUUAGAAGGAAAGGGAAAUGUGCAGACCAAAAUAACAAAGAUAUAAAGGCAUCUGUUCUCCCAGGAUACAGAGGGUCCGAUGUCACAUAUCUGAGACCAGUGACAGAUAUGGAAACACACCCUGUUUUGUUCAUCCCCAACAUUCAUUAUUCCAAUCUUCAAAGAUGUGGAGUUAUUCUUCAGUCUGUUGCAGAUAACAGUGACAGGUUAUCACUCAAAAGAAGUUCUCAGUCAUUCCCUGAAGGUUUAGAAGCACCACCAUCCAAGCAACAGACAAGUGAAGACUCACAUAGAGUACUGCUAUAUGUUCGGCGAGAAACCGAAGAGGUGUUUGAUGCUCUGAUGUUGAAAACACCGGAUCUCAAGGGUUUAAGAAAUGCAAUCUCAGAAAAAUAUGAACUGCCAGAAGAAAGGAUCUUCAGAGUCUACAAGAAAUGCAAACGGGGUAUUCUGGUAAACAUGGACAAUAACAUUAUCCAGCAUUACAGCAACCAUGUGGCUUUCCUACUGGACCUGACAGAUGUAGACGGAAAAAUCCAAGUUACACUUAAAGAACUAUAAAGCCUAGUAAUGGGCCUUUCACAGACUAAAAGGCUCAAACACAAGGGCACGAGACCUCAGUUUUACAGACCUCAGAACCAUGCUGGGUGCUUGCACUUCCUGGAUUCAGAAGAGCACACGAGUUGAUGCAACUUGGGAAAGGCGGGAGAGGAGGGUCACAGAUGAUUGCUUAAAACUGAAAGACUUUUUGUACACUGACUGACAAAUACUUGAGAUCCUUAAUCCCUGUAGGAUUUCUGAAGACAUUCCUUAUGCACAAUAUUGCCAAAAGAAAUGUUACAGUUGCAGUUCUGCAACACCAGUUGCUUAUAAAUGGAUGCUCUUGCUUUACUUUAUAGUGGGGAAAAAAAUUGUCUACUGCUUUUCUCUGUCUGUAGUGCUGUUUUUACCAAUAUAGCAACAGAAGAAUAUUUUCUAAUACUGUUUUUGUACUUAGUUAUUGCAGUUAUGGGCAAUUGAUUGUCUCUACUAUCCCUCUCUGAAAGAAUGGAACUAUUAUUAGCUCAAUCAUUCUCAAAGUAAAUUGCCUAAAACCGCUCCAGAACUGUUAAUCAUAUCGCAAUGAUUGAAGGUCUAAUGCAGUUCUAUGACAUCUCCUGGCCUGAAAUACAAUAUGAUAACUAACCUCAUUGUGAAUAGAUUACAGUCAUAUUAUAAACAGACCUAUUAAUGAUGCUGGUGGGUGAGAUAUAGAGAUACUGGUUUCUACUGUUUAGUUGAGCUCCCCAUGGAAGUACUCCUAUACACAGCCACCCUAGAAAAGCCAUUUCAGAUUUUUUUUUUUUAAAAGAUGUUACCACUGCUGAAUCUCUUAUACCAGAGAUAUUAAUGUGACACUACCAUAGAGUAUAACAAUGCUGAUUUUUCUUUUGCUGCUCUGUCAUUAUAUUGGCUGUUACAGAAUUAAUCGUUUAUUACAAAGACUUUAAUUCUAAUAACAAAGAAAACAGAAUACAUGGAUAUUUUAAACCCCUUAUUUUUCUUUUUAAACAGCUGCCAUUUUUGCUUGAAAUGCCCUUUAAUAUAAUAUGUUACAGUUUUAUACAUUUCUCAGUGUAAAUAUAUAUGUAUAUAUAAAUAUAAUGUAUGUAUGAAAGUAUUAUUCUUUUUAUGUGUUCUAAUAAGCAGUAAUGCAUUUUUGUCAUUUCAAGAACUUGCCUUUUCACAUUUCCUGGACUAUGUAUUUUUUUGCUCCAAUUUUUUUUUAUAUAUACCUGUUUAUAAUAAAGGGCAAAUAAUA
This is a messenger RNA of Xenopus laevis (African clawed frog), 3103 nucleotides long. It is a transcript of the gene grhl3.L, whose product is annotated as grainyhead like transcription factor 3 L homeolog. Lineage: Eukaryota; Metazoa; Chordata; Amphibia; Anura; Pipidae. The record is from RefSeq and is marked provisional. Gene Ontology annotation, molecular function: DNA-binding transcription activator activity, RNA polymerase II-specific; DNA-binding transcription factor activity; RNA polymerase II cis-regulatory region sequence-specific DNA binding. Gene Ontology annotation, biological process: regulation of transcription by RNA polymerase II; positive regulation of transcription by RNA polymerase II. Gene Ontology annotation, cellular component: nucleus.